This is a messenger RNA of Heterotrigona itama, 372 nucleotides long. The record is from the annotation of a GenBank genome assembly. NCBI's taxonomy places the organism in Eukaryota, Metazoa, Arthropoda, Insecta, Hymenoptera, Apidae.
AUGGCGUCUAUACACAAUUUUUCGAAUAUAGAUAAACUAAAUGACAAUGAUUAUGGUUUUAGGGAAAGUGCAUAUGAAAAGUAUUCUCGUGUACAACGAUUUAUGGUCAGUCGUUAAUGGAAGUGAAGUGAAAACGAAACAAAACGAGGUAAAAUGGACAAGGAAAGAUGCAUUAAUUAAUAUAAGUUAUAUAAUUAUAGUAUAAUUAAUAUAACACAAGAUCAACUCAUUUAUGUAAAAAAGGCUAAUACAUCAAAAGAGGCAUGGGAGAAAUUAGAAAAUGGGUUUGAGUCAAAAGGUCCCAUGAGAAGAACGAUGCUAAUGAAAGAGUUGGUUCGUAUGCAGAAACAAACGAAUACAAGCAUGACGUAA